Pelecanus crispus (Dalmatian pelican) is the source of this 1710-nucleotide messenger RNA. The record is from RefSeq and is a predicted model, not a curated record. Lineage: Eukaryota; Metazoa; Chordata; Aves; Pelecaniformes; Pelecanidae.
AUGGCUCAUGUGGCACCGGGCUUGCGGCCACUGGGACAGCUGCCCUUGGUGGGGACCAUCGUGGCCGUCCUUCCCCGGCAACCGUCGUGGGAACAGGACCGGCACAUUCCUUCAGAGCGGGACGCAGUGAAACCGGAUAGGAGCAUGGCUGGCAGAGCAUGUCGCAACCGGCUCCAUGCAGCCGGUGCCGCCUGGCAUUCUGUCACGGGCAAUGCCUGCUCUGCCAUGGCCGCCUGCCCCGAGCUGCAGCCUGGGCAAGAGGCCAUGGGGUGCGCAGGGGUCCUGGCUACUCCAGAAGACCCUGAGGAGCGGCAGGGUGCCCAGGGGGAAGGUCUCAGUCCCUGUCCCCUGGAGUGCCAGGAGCUGAGUGCUGUCCCCAUGCCACAAACUAUAAAGCGUUUCCUGAAGGAGGACUCAGAGGAGGCUGAGCUGACCCAGCUCCUGCGGGACUGCCCAGCGGCCGACAGCCUCAGGAAGGUGGAGCCCCUGGAGAGCCGGCGGGAGCCUGGCCACCCACUCUGUGGCAUGGGCAGGGUCCCCCCUGACGAACCCGCUGAUGAGAGGGAUGCCAGGAUCAUCUCCCGUUCUCGGCCCUUGGAUUUCCAGCAGCACAUUGCCGCCCCCCCACCCUCUAGCCCCAACCGCCCGCGGAGCCCCUGGGGGCAGCUGGACCCCUACGACUCCUCUGAGGAUGACAAGGAGUAUGUGGGCUUUGCCACGCUGCCCAACCAGGUCCAUCGGAAGUCAGUGAAGAAGGGCUUCGACUUCACCCUCAUGGUGGCAGGGGAAUCUGGGCUGGGCAAGUCCACCCUGGUCAACAGCCUCUUCCUGACGGACAUGUACAGAGACCGCAAGCUGCUGAAUGCUGAAGAACGCAUCACACAGACGGUGGAGAUCACCAAGCAUGUGGUGGACAUCGAGGAGAAGGGUGUCAAGCUGCGCCUGACCAUUGUGGACACGCCGGGUUUCGGUGACGCCGUCAACAACACAGAGUGCUGGAAGCCAGUAGCUGACUACAUCGACCAGCAGUUUGAGCAGUAUUUCCGUGAUGAAAGUGGCCUCAACCGGAAAAACAUCCAGGACAACCGUGUCCAUUGCUGCAUCUACUUCAUCUCACCCUUUGGCCAUGGGCUCCGGCCCCUGGAUGUGGAGUUCAUGAGAGCUCUGCACCAGCGGGUGAACAUCGUGCCUGUGCUGGCCAAGGCUGACACCCUGACCCCUGCUGAGGUGGAGCGCAUGAAGAACAAGAUCCGGGAGGAGAUCGACCACUAUGGCAUCCGCAUCUACCAGUUCCCCGACUGUGACUCAGACGAAGAUGAGGAGUUCAAGCUGCAGGACCAGGCGCUGAAGGAGAGCAUCCCCUUCGCUGUCAUCGGCAGCAACACAGUUGUGGAGGCCAAAGGCCGGCGUGUCCGCGGGCGCCUCUACCCUUGGGGCAUCGUGGAAGUGGAGAACCCGUCCCACUGUGACUUCGUGAAGCUGCGGACAAUGCUGGUAAGGACCCACAUGCAGGACCUCAAGGAUGUGACACGUGAAACCCACUACGAGAACUACCGCACACAGUGCAUCCAGAGCAUGACCCGCAUGGUGGUGAAAGAGAGGAACCGCAACAAGCUGACACGGGAGAGUGGGACAGAUUUCCCCAUCCCUGUCAUCCCCCCAGUGCCGGAUGCGGAGACAGAGAAGCUCAUCCGGGAGAAGGACGAGGAG